Messenger RNA from Tricharina praecox, 648 nucleotides. RefSeq lists its product as uncharacterized. Lineage: Eukaryota; Fungi; Ascomycota; Pezizomycetes; Pezizales; Pyronemataceae. The record is from RefSeq and is a predicted model, not a curated record. The transcript is spliced from 4 exons. The coding region runs from base 1 to 648 and encodes 215 amino acids.
AUGGCUACCUACAUAAACUGUACCUGCGGAGAUCCUUAUUGCGACGGAAAUGGCCCCCAGUGCUACCAUCCCUAUAACCAGGUCCAAGGAGCUCCUGAUAUCGAGGUGGCAUUCCUAGGCCAGUUGGGUACCCACCUGCAGCUUAUCCAGGAGUUGAGCCCCCGCUACCCGCCAGUGCGUGGUGAUCUAUACAGGAGGCGUCGUGGAUCUAGAACUCCAGACGACGAUGCCGCGGUUCAGUUGGCGCUACUGCAGUCCACCGAAGAUUUCGGGGGGUCCAGUGAUUACUCGUCUCCGUACACACCACUGGACUCACCUAUCAGCCGAAGCCCACUGCGUGGCGGCGAAGACGACUUCGAAGAGCAGCUACGGCGAGCAAUCUCCGAGUCCGAACGCGAAGCCGCUCGCGCAAGACGGACCCGCCGCAAUCCGCCCUCUGCGCGGCAGCAUCCCCGACGCUAUCCAACACCACCGGCUACUGCCGACGAUUAUGAGCAGCAGCUUCAAAGAGCUCUCGAGGAGUCUGCAAGGGACGCCGCUCCACCCCCUCGGAUACGACCGAGUGAGCCCGCGGCACACCAUCCUCGGGUACCUUUUCAUCAAUACCAGAAUGGUAGGCAAAUCGUGGACUCGCGAAUGCGAAGGUAG